AUGCCUAAAAACACACUUUACGUGACUGGGUUCACCAAAGAAUCCAAGGCAGCCGAUUUGGCUCCAGACUUUGAAAGUACGUUCCAUCCUAGUUCCCGCAGAUACGGCGAGCUCGUCCGACUCGAUAUCCCUCCUCCCAGAACCGACGACGGAGAAAAAUACGCCUUUGUUGAAUACAAGAACGAAGAAGAUUGUGAGAAGGCCUUGGAACUUGAUGGCAAGCCAUUGCCUUAUGCUAAGCAGGACGGAUUAGUCGUGCAAAUGGCUCGUUCCGAUCCAUUUUCCGCCAGACGUGGAAGCUUCAGAGGCGGCCCUAGAGGCGCUUUCAGAGGUCGUGGUUACGGAAGAGGCGGCUACGGAAGAGGUGGUUACGCUGCUCCUCCUUAUGCUGCUCCUUACCCUCCACCUAGAGGCGGUAGAGGUGGCUACGGCUACGGCUACGGCUAUGAAAGAGGUGGAUACGGUUACCCUGGACCUCAUCCAUAUCCUCCACCACGUGGUGGUCGUGACCCAUAUUAUGGCGAUGGCUACGGCUACGGUAGAGAGCCAUAUGGCUACAGAGACAGAAGAUACGAUGAUAGAGGUCCACCAGGCGAUGAAAGAGAUUCAUACAGAGAUCGCCCUGAUAGAUACGUGGGUGACCGUCGUGACGGCGGUCGUGAUCGUGAUUUUGAGACCAGAGACGAGGAGCGAAUUCUCUCGUGGUCGUUACUCAAGGUCAGCUUCGCCUCCAAGAGAAAGAGAGAGAUCUCGCUCUCGUUCUCCUAG
Candidozyma haemuli is the source of this 768-nucleotide messenger RNA. It is a transcript of the gene SLR1, whose product is annotated as Slr1p. Gene Ontology annotation, molecular function: RNA binding. The record is from RefSeq and is a predicted model, not a curated record. Lineage: Eukaryota; Fungi; Ascomycota; Pichiomycetes; Serinales; Metschnikowiaceae. The transcript is spliced from 3 exons. The coding region runs from base 1 to 768 and encodes 255 amino acids.